This is a messenger RNA of Pseudocercospora fijiensis CIRAD86, 940 nucleotides long. RefSeq lists its product as uncharacterized. Gene Ontology annotation, cellular component: prospore membrane; ascospore wall; lipid droplet. The record is from RefSeq and is a predicted model, not a curated record. The transcript has a single exon. NCBI's taxonomy places the organism in Eukaryota, Fungi, Ascomycota, Dothideomycetes, Mycosphaerellales, Mycosphaerellaceae. The coding region runs from base 71 to 940 and encodes 289 amino acids.
UUGAGGAACACUUGAAUCGAUCUCCAACCACAGUCGCCGAAAAAUUCUCAGGCGAUUCGACAACGACACCAUGCCGUCAGUAGCUCUGCCUCUACCUCCACCAGACUCGCCAUUCGGGCAGUUCGUUCGCGCCAACUUCUCCCCAGCUUUCUUGUAUCCUCUCAAAGGCAUGUGGUACUUUGCUACCCAUCGCUACCUGCACCCGCUAUUGAAAGGACGUCUGAUACCUCUGUCUCUGCUUUCAGGCUGCAUUCUGGCCAUCCUCUUUGUCACAGCUUACCUACCAGUCGUUGCGUUUCUGGCAAUCUUCCAUUACAAGGGCUCAGCAUGGGUCAACGGCACGUUCUUCAUCCUGGGCAUCGGAGCACUGGUCAUUCAGCUGCUGUUCGAAGGUCUGCUCGCCGACCACACGCAGGUGGACAUCUUCGACGCCGUUGUUGUUGCCGAAGGAUAUGAGCAUCUGGUCAAGAACCGUCGAACUGUAUCCGACAACAUCGAUGAAAGCGAUCCCUACAAGCGACUUGGGCCUAGAGACAAGGGUGCACAGUUUGCUCCAUUCUCCAUCCGCCAAAUAGUGGAGUUGGUAAUACUCCUGCCACUGAAUUUUGUGCCGUUUGCAGGCGUUCCGCUAUUCCUACUGCUGACCGGCUAUCGAGCCGGGCCUCUGAUGAACUGGCGAUAUUUCCAGAUCAAGCAAUUCCGCAGAAAAGACAGGAAGCAGUUCAUCAAGACGAAGCAACGCAGGUUCGAAUACAUGUGGUUUGGAACAGUCCAUAUGAUCUUGCAGCUGGUGCCUGUCUUGGCUAUGCUUUUCCUUCUUACCACAGCUUGCGGCAGUGCCUUGUGGAGUGUUCACGUCGAGCAGCAACUCCAGGACUCGCAGGAAGAACAAGAACCGACAGCUGAAGACGAUCCCCCAGCGUACACAGAUGAGCCUUGA